Arabidopsis lyrata subsp. lyrata is the source of this 509-nucleotide messenger RNA. RefSeq names its product cyclin-dependent protein kinase inhibitor SMR4. Gene Ontology annotation, biological process: regulation of DNA endoreduplication. The record is from RefSeq and is a predicted model, not a curated record. The transcript has a single exon. The coding region runs from base 47 to 265 and encodes 72 amino acids. Lineage: Eukaryota; Viridiplantae; Streptophyta; Magnoliopsida; Brassicales; Brassicaceae.
AGGCUUCAAAAGUUUUCCCUCUUACGAUUUCGGGUUCGAGAGAAGAAUGGAGGUGGUGGAGAGAGCGACGGAGAUGGCGGAGGAAGGAUGUACGACGCCGAGAAGCAGGAUGUAUAGGAUUCCGGUGGCGUCUGUUUGUCCACCGCCGCCGAGGAAGAAAUUGAUGGUGGUGAGGAAACGAGAUCCGCCGAGGAACGGGUAUUUUCAACCACCGGAUCUGGAAACUUUGUUCUACGCACAGCCUCGAAGAAAAGCUUGCGCUUAGAUAUUGAGAUUUGAUUUGAUAUUUCUAGGGUUUUUACUUUCUUCUCUGUAGAUACAUGUUUAUGAUUUGUUCUCUUAGAUUAGAUUUUAUCAUUCAGAGAGAUGACUUUGUUUUGUGUAUCGAAAUUGGAGUUUACAAAAAUGAAACUGCCAUCUGUUUUCCAAUUCGAAAUUUGUUGGCUUGUGUUGUAGAUCUAAUUUCUUUUUCAUAUCGGUGAUUGAAAGAUAAAUUGUGAAACGUUAAA